Penaeus indicus is the source of this 468-nucleotide messenger RNA. RefSeq lists its product as uncharacterized. The coding region runs from base 1 to 468 and encodes 155 amino acids. The record is from RefSeq and is a predicted model, not a curated record. The transcript has a single exon. Lineage: Eukaryota; Metazoa; Arthropoda; Malacostraca; Decapoda; Penaeidae.
AUGACGUUGCGUCAGGACACGAAAAUCACCUUAGACCGACUGUUCCCCGCGCCCACUUCACGCCCAUGCGCCCACUCCACCCCACCCCCCCAUGCGCCCCAUUCCAUACCCACGACCAUUCCAAGCCCCCGCCCCCUUUCCACGUCCUCGGGCUCACUCCACGCCCCUCUGCCAACUCUACCCUUCAACCUACUCUACGUCCCCACUUCUCCUCCACUCUCCCGUGCCCACUCUAUGCCCUCGCGCCCACUCCCCCCCCACUCCCCACGCGCUUACUCCACGCCUCCAACUCCUCUCUAUGCCAUCACUCCUCGCCCAUCGCACGCCCUGUCUCCCACUCCACCCCAGCCAUGCCUAAUCCACACUCCACGCCCACUCCAUCGCCCUCCCGCCUCCCUCCCACACGCCCGCCCCUCUCGACGCCCCUCUCUCCAGCGGCGAAUCCAGGUCGAGAGAUGUGAUAAUUAG